CGACUGCUAUUCAUUAUUCGACAGCACUUGCGCCGGCUGAAAGUCUGAGUUUUGGAAGUUUAGUUAUAUCAAACUAUCUUUUUUAAAUUAAAUUGUGUCCAUUCUCUCAUGCAUACAGCCCUUCUUGGCAUAACUAGAAUAUUUUCAUCAACAGCAACAGGAAUUCCAAAGCUUCAACUCGCUAAAAGUAUGGCGACAUUACCGGCGAAAUUAGACGCAAUUCCUGCUGUUGAUAUCGACUCUGGUCGGUUUAAAUACGUCCUGAUUCGGGUGGACAUGCAGGAUGCUGCCGAGACGAAACAAGAGUACAACAAAGUCAUCGUGCGUGGUUACAACUGGGCCUCUUUCCAUGCUGACAUUUACGACAAGGUGCAAGAGGAAUUGGAAGCGGUUGGUUUCGACACCGAGUGCCUGGGUGGUGGCCGCAUCCUCCACGACCCGUCUAAGCGCUCCAUUCAAGUCUACGGCUAUUCUCAGGGUUUCGGAUUGGCGGAUCAUGCAGUGACGACUGAACUUCUCAAGGCCCGCUACCCAGACUACGAGUCCAUCACUUGGACUAACGAAGGUUACUAAGCCUCCCUCCUCUUUUUUCUCCCCUCCAUCUUUUUUCGUUUUUCUCCCUCCUUCUCAAUUUCAAUGCCCCUAUCCCAGUGUUGAAGAAGCUGUGAAACUAUGUGCAGCAUCUUUUUGGAGACGGUCACUAGAGGAGAAUAAAGAAACAAAAAACGAGUGAAGAAUAAAGUUAACAAAAUUGU
Daphnia pulex (common water flea) is the source of this 755-nucleotide messenger RNA. RefSeq names its product 14 kDa phosphohistidine phosphatase-like. The transcript has 4 exons. The coding region runs from base 109 to 573 and encodes 154 amino acids. Gene Ontology annotation, biological process: peptidyl-histidine dephosphorylation. The record is from RefSeq and is a predicted model, not a curated record. Gene Ontology annotation, molecular function: protein histidine phosphatase activity. Gene Ontology annotation, cellular component: cytosol. Lineage: Eukaryota; Metazoa; Arthropoda; Branchiopoda; Diplostraca; Daphniidae.